AUGGCCGUAACUAGACUUUCGGCUGCGGCACUUUGGGGAUCCGCUGUCGUCUCUGCGUGGGGUCCUCAAUUUGGAAGUCCAUCUGCUUCUGUCCCUCAAGGAACUCCGGCAGCUUAUAAUCAUUGGAGCGCGUUUCCUGUAAAAGAUGCCUCAUGGCCAGCAGCUACAUCUCACCCUUGGUCUCCUAGCGCUGCACUUCCUCAAAAUGUUACCAAUGGUCUCAGCACAUGGGGUACACUCAACCAGUCUGACUUUGCAGCAUGGUCAGAUGGUCCCUUGCCUCAAGGUUGCCCUUGGGGUCUGCGACAGCAAAACGACACAAAUCCCUACAACGAGAAGAAUGUUCCCAAUACUGGCAUGACUCGUUACUAUGAAUGGGAAAUCUCCAACAGAACCAUGGCUCCAGAUGGUGUCGAACUCGGACUUCUGGUAGUCAAUGGACAGUUCCCAGGACCUUUGAUCGAGGCCAAUUGGGUGAGUAAAAUUCUCAGUGUACACAUAACAUCGUGUCUAACAAUCUCUAGNGGUGACUGGAUCGAGGUGAAGAUUACAAACAAUCUCAAUGAGGGCACUGCCAUGCACUGGCACGGAUUCCUCCAGAAAGGUACCCCUUGGUAUGAUGGAACUCCUGGUAUCUCUCAAUGCCCGAUCGCUCCUGGAAAAACUUUCACUUACCGCUUCCGCGCCGAACUUUAUGGUACCAGUUGGUGGCACUCUCACUGGUCUGCUCAGUAUCUUAAUGGCUUGGCUGGUCCCAUCAUCAUUCACGGGCCUGUUGCCGACGCGUACGAUGUUGAUCUCGGUCCCGUCAUGUUGACUGACUGGUUCCACGCCGAUUACUACACUUUGGUUGAACAGGUCUUUGUUGCUUCCGAAUUCGGACCCAUCUUCCCUCCCAUGGCCAACAACAUGCUCAUCAAUGGAAAGAACAAUUACAACUGCACAAACACCAACCUCACAUGUACUCAGAAUGCAGGUGUUGCUCAAUUCCGCUUCCAAAGUGGCAAGAAGCAUCUUUUGCGUCUGGUCAAUCAUGCUGCCGAGGCUGUUAUUUUCUUCUCGAUCGAUGGAUACCAGCUCAAGGUUGUCGCCAACGACUUUGUUCCUGUUGAGCCUUACUAUACUGAUUUGGUCACUCUCUCUGUUGGUCAGCGUACCGAUAUCAUUGUUGAAGCCACCGGUAACAGCACCGAUGCAGUUUGGAUGCGCAUGACUGAAGGACCUUCUGGACUUGGACCUCCUCGUGGACAAACUGGUUGCAGUUUGAACGAUGGCAACAGCGUCGAGGCCCUCGCAGCCAUCUACUACGAAGAUGCUGAUACUAGCAAGCCUCCCACUACCUCCAACACUAUUGAUGUGUCUCGUACCUACUUCCCUCUCGCUUGCAACAACCAGCCCUUGAACCUCACAGUCCCCAAGUACCCCAUUGCCGUUCAGGAGCCUGACGUUGUCCUCAACUUCACCAUGUCCGCUGCUUACAACGCAACUGGAGCCUUCAAAUGGUACAUGAAUAACGAGACCUACAAUGCCAACUACAAUGAUCCCACUCUUCUCGAGGCCAAGCUUGGUAAUCUCGACUUCCCUACCGAGUCGCGUGUCUUUGAUCUGGGCACCAACAAAACUGUCCGCAUCAUCAUGCAGAGUGUCGGUUUCCCUGCUUCUCACCCCAUGCACAUUCACGGCUUCAACAUGCAAAUCCUCAGCGAAGGUAUCGGAACCUGGGACGGCGUCUCCAUCACCAACCCCUCAAACCCUCAACGCCGCGACACUCAACUCGUUCAACCCAAUGGCUUCCUCGUUAUCCAGAUUGAGCUCGACAACUGGGGUGUUUGGCCUUUCCACUGUCAUAUCGCUUGGCACAUCAGUGAAGGCAUGAACAUCAAUCUGCUCGUCAACACCCCAUAUGUCACCGACGAGAUGGAGAUUCCAUAUGUCAUGGCACAGACUUGUCGUGAUUGGUCUGCGUACAGCAACACGACUGUGGUCAACCAGAUCGAUUCUGGAUUAUAA
This is a messenger RNA of Aureobasidium uvarum, 2010 nucleotides long. Lineage: Eukaryota; Fungi; Ascomycota; Dothideomycetes; Dothideales; Saccotheciaceae. The record is from the annotation of a GenBank genome assembly.